AUGUAUGCUCAACGGCCUCUCGCCUAUGCGCCUACGCCAUACAGUUAUACCCCCAAUCCAUCGUUGACAGCUUCCAUCAAUCUCGAUGAGGAAGUAAAACUAGCUACUAGCUCGGCGGAGCGAGAUCUCUACGAGUCGUUGGCGGAGAUUUACAGCAUUAUCGUGACCUUGGAUGGCUUGGAAAAGGCUUACAUCAAAGAUGCGGUCACUGAGACGGAGUAUACCGAGACGUGUACCCGGUUAUUGAAGCAGUACAAGUCCAGUCUCAGCGAUGAUGCUGUCGCAAGGGAGUUUGUCGAUCUUGAGACUUUCAAGCGCAUGUGGGAGUUAGAAUGCCCGCGUGCCACUGAACGCCUCCGAAUCGGUCUCCCCGCGACAGUCGAGCAAGCCACCCACACUGCCCCUACGGCACCCAUUGGCGCUGCCAUGUCUGGUCCUGUAGGCGGCGCAUCUGGCAGCCUGAUCUUGACUGCAACGGAGAACUUUAUCACCUUCCUAGACGCAUUGAAGCUGAACAUGGUCUCGAAAGACGCACUCCACCCGCUGCUCUCCGAAGUCAUCCAAUCAGUGAACAAAGUGACGGAUGCAGACUUUGAGAAUCGGGGCAAGAUAAUCCAGUGGCUAAUUACACUGAACCAAAUGCGGGCGACAGAGGAACUCGGUGAGGAACAGGCGAGAGAGCUGUCGUUUGACAUUGAAUCGGCAUAUCAAGGCUUCAAGGCAACCGCAUAUCGAUCCCAAUCUUCAACACAGAAACACAAAAUGAUUAGCAGGGACCCCGAGGAGCCACUUCACGUGCUCGACCUGCCUCAAAUCUAUACCCAACCGUCAGGAACUGAGUUGAUGAAAGCCAUUGACCUUCUAGCGAUAAAACCACGAUCUUUCAGCACAGACGCCGAAACGACAAAGACUCCGUCUGUCCAGCCGACCGGAGUAACGCGCUAUCUGACCUCGAUUAUCUCCAGUUCACUCUCAUGGCUUGAAACCGACGCACUCCGAGAUGCUGUAUGGGAUGCCGCCUCCGCUCGUCUUAGCGAGCGUUGCGGUCGGACUGCCAUGCCAGCUAUGUCUCGAGUCUUCACAGUGCCUACGGCAGGAGGCGAUCACUUCACGCUGACCCUCCACGAGCCAUCACUCACCGCUGACAACCUGGGCAUGAAGACCUGGGUUUCCUCCUAUCUCCUAUCCCACCGCCUCCUCACAGUCCUCGACACCGCGCCUCAGCUUGUACCAUCUACAACGACAACUCCACACACCGAAGGCAAGCUUCGAGCGCUAGAACUGGGGGCAGGGACCGGGCUUGUAGGUCUUUCAUUUGCAGCCCUCCGGGGAAAUUCGGCGACAAUCCACUUGACAGACCUCCCACCAAUUGUUCCCAACCUCGCACACAAUGCCGCUCUGAACGUGGAACUGCUCAAUAGCACAGGAGCAACAGUGACAACGGGUAUCCUGGACUGGUCUAUCGUCCCCGAUCCAUACCCCACCCCAGAGGAACAGUAUGAUAUUAUCCUGGCUGCCGACUCGCUAUACUCGCCGAGUCAUCCGAAACUGCUUGUUAAUGCUAUUACGCACUGGUUGAGUCGUGGUUCUAACGCGCGUGUGGUACUCGAGAUGCCAUUCCGUGACGCGUACUUGCCGCAAGUAGAGGAACUCCGGCACCGAUUGGGAAAGCUUGGUCUGAUAGUGGUAGAGGAAGGAGAGGAGAUUGGUUAUGAUGACUGGGAGACGGCAGAUGGGUCAGCAGUUGCGGUCCGGUGCCUCCUAUCCAUAGCCUCCAUACCAACGGUAACAGGCACAGCAAUUGCCGUCAGCGAACAGCGCAAAGCCAACGAGCGCAAAAAUGACGCGCGCCGCAUGGCUAAGUUCCAUGUCGAUGCUGAAUGUACGGGUGACACACAAGAGGAUUGUGAGGUUAAUGGGAGAAUUGCUGUAUUACGGGAUAAUAAGGUUUAUUUAGAUGAUGUACAAUCUUCGACAUCGCAGUCGCAGUCGCAUACGGCAGAAUGCUUCUACAUCGAAUACCCGGAGACCGAAGAAACGAAGCAUCGAAAACGAGGGCUAGGCCUUGUCACUACCAUCUCCAGCAAUCCUCCCGCAUUGGGCUGGAUCUACGUUGACCAGGACACACAUGAACUCAAAUAUGGGAACCGCUCGCAGAGUAUCGAGCAUGUUGUUGGGCCGUGGGAUUGGGUAGAUGAUGAGAAGACUGUGAUGUUAGAGAAUAAGAAGGGCGCAUUUGUGGCUGUGGAGGAGGAGGAUGGAUCUGGGUGGGGAGUGUAUUUUGAUAGAGAUGGGGAUGAGUUGGAGGGAGUUCUAGAAGAGCAGGAGAAGUUGGACAAUGCGUUUACGCCGGUAGUAUUAAGGAGGAGGUUAAUGGAAUAG
Molecule: messenger RNA, 2382 nt
Organism: Aspergillus ruber CBS 135680
Lineage: Eukaryota; Fungi; Ascomycota; Eurotiomycetes; Eurotiales; Aspergillaceae
Product: S-adenosylmethionine-dependent methyltransferase
Exons: 8
Coding region: 1-2382 (793 amino acids)
Biological process (GO): protein transport to vacuole involved in ubiquitin-dependent protein catabolic process via the multivesicular body sorting pathway
Cellular component (GO): ESCRT I complex
Molecular function (GO): protein-containing complex binding
Source: RefSeq, a predicted model, not a curated record